Molecule: messenger RNA, 1593 nt
Organism: Brassica oleracea var. oleracea
Lineage: Eukaryota; Viridiplantae; Streptophyta; Magnoliopsida; Brassicales; Brassicaceae
Exons: 4
Coding region: 1-1593 (530 amino acids)
Molecular function (GO): nucleic acid binding; zinc ion binding
Source: RefSeq, a predicted model, not a curated record
AUGGUAAAGACGAAGUUCACAAGGAAUGGAAAGGAGGUAAUGAUUUUCGGAGCGAUGAGGAAUUUCGAUUACGGGAGUGACGAAGCGGUUCAAGAGUCGAAGAAGGGUGGAGAACGCGAUGCUUCUGUGAGUUUGCCAUCGCUGGAGAGAUCGAGGAUUCGUAAAAGCGUUGAAGGGAUAUCGAUGUUGGCAUCUACAGAGCAUUUUGAUAAAAUCUGGGAUUACCAAGCAGAGAUAUUGAGGAGCAAUCCUGGAUCAACCAUGGAAAUUGAGACCAUACCAGGAGCCACGGUUGGAACCAAGCAGCGGUUCUACAGACUCUACAUGUGUUUCCAAGCACAAAAGGAAGCAUGGAAGAAGACUUGUAGGCCUGUUAUUGGCUUAGAUGGAGCCUUUUUGAAAUGGGACAUCAAGGGACAGUUGUUGGCUGCGGUUGGAAGAGAUGGAGACAAUAGGAUUGUCCCUAUUGCUUGGGCUGUAGUGGAGAUAGAGAAUGAUACAAACUGGGAUUGGUUUGUGAAGCGUUUGGCCUUGGAUUUGGGAUUGGAAAAUGGGAACGGCUUUGUUAUAAUGUCUGACAAACAAAAGGGAUUAGUGAAAUCAGUUCAUACCCUCCUUCCAGAAGCUGAGCAUAGACAGUGUUGUCGCCAUAUCUACGAGAACUGGAGGAAAGGUGGAAAAGAUCUAAGGUUACAGAGGUUCUUCUGGUUCAUUGCAAGGAGCUACACUCCUGGUAUGUUCAACUACAACAUGGACGAGCUUAAGAACUAUGAUCCUGGCGCACAUGCAUCUCUGAUAAAGACAAAGCCAGAGACUUGGUCUAGAGCUUUCUUCAAGAUAGGCUCCUACUGCAAUGAUAAUCUGAACAACUUGUGUGAGUCCUUCAACAAGACCAUCAGGGAGCCUAGGAAGAAACCUCUGCUAGACAUGUUAGAGGAGAUAAGGCGUCAAUGUAUGACUAGGAACUACAAUAGGUCUAAGAUGGCUAAUGACAGGAAGACUAGGUUCACCCCGAAGACACAUAAAGAGUUAGACAGGGUUGAGAAGAAGUCAAAAGAAUGUAGUCUGCGUUGGGGAAUUGGGCCAGAGACUGAGGUGGAAGAUAGAGACCAGUCAUAUGUGGUGAAUUUGGAGAAUGAGACUUGUGCAUGUCGAAGCUGGCAAAUGAAUGGUAUUCCAUGCAUCCAUGCUGCUAAGGUCAUCCUUGGCGUGGGAAGAAAACUCUCUGAAUUUGUUGCUCCUUUCUACACAACCUCUAAGUGGCGUGAAACCUACAGUUUUGGGAUCAGACCUGUAAAUGGGAUGAUAGAGUGGCCUCGGACCAAUAGAUUAGGUGUGAUUCCACCACCUAAUCGAAAUGGCAAGCCUGGUAGGCCUAAAAACCAUGAUCGAAAGAAGGGAACCAAUGAGACAGUGUCUACUACCAAGCUGAGUCGUGCGAACAGGGUAAUGACAUGCUCUAAUUGCAAAGAAGAAGGGCACUACAAGAAUACAUGUCGGAAGGCUUUUGUUGAGAGCCCACCUAAGAAACCAAGAGGCAGACCAAGGAAACCACCGCAAAGUUCAGUGUUUUUUUGGCCGAUUUCUCAAUAA